Messenger RNA from Ornithodoros turicata, 1491 nucleotides. RefSeq lists its product as uncharacterized. The transcript has a single exon. Lineage: Eukaryota; Metazoa; Arthropoda; Arachnida; Ixodida; Argasidae. The record is from RefSeq and is a predicted model, not a curated record. Bases 1 to 1491 code for a protein of 496 amino acids.
AUGUCGAUCUUUGCGUUUGGCUCCACGCAACCGUCCACGCGUCGCACAUACCAGAAGGUGUCUCUGCGUAUCGAUGGCUUACAUCAGUCGUUGGAAGUAGAGGCCAUCGCUAUCCCACAGAUCUGCAGGUCGCUCAGCCCACCUGUGGAUGCCCGGAUCUUGCAAAUGCUACACGAUCGUGGUCUCUCUCCAGUCACAACGACUUGUCUAUCGCAGAACGUCGACGUGCUGGUAGGCGCGGACUACUACUGGCGAUUUGUGUCUGGCAGAAUAGAGCGCCGUCCCAACAAUAUCACAGCCGUCGAAACGGUAUUUGGGUGGAUCGUCCAAGGUGUUGCCCCACUGCGUUCCUCGCUACCAGACUAUCCCGCCACCACGUCACUUUUGUGCUGCACGAACGACGUGCCCGAGCAUGAGCUGACCAUCCUGUGGCGACUAGAUGCAUUAGGUAUCACGGAUACUGACGUAGCCGCUCCCUCCGGAGCGGCAGACCUCCAAAUGUUUCAAGAGAACAUCAAGUGGCAGACAGAUCGGUACGAGGUUCCCCUCAUGAUCCAGGCGCCUGGGCUACCACCAGAGGCACACAAUCGGAUAACCGCCGAGAUGAGACUCAACGCUCAACUCCGGCGGUUCCAGAUGGCACCCGACGUUCUCAAGCAGUACGACGCCACAAUGCGCGAAUACUUCGUCGAAGGGCAUGCCGAACCAGCCUCUGGCCCAGACACAACCAGGAACGUAUACUACCUGCCCCACCAUGCCGUUAUACGUAUGGAGGCCGUCACGACCAAGGUCCGCAUAGUCUUCGACGCAUCGUCCCAUGUUCCCGGCCAACCGUCUCUUAAUGAGGUUCUGUCGAAGGGUCCCAACUUAAACAGCAACCGCCUCCAUCUCCUCAUCACGUUUCGGUCUUCUCCCAUUGUCUUGACCGCCGACAUUCGGAAGGCGUAUCUUCAAAUUCAGAUGCGACCAGAGGACCGAGACGCCCUCCGCUUUCUGUGGAUCCAGGAGCUACCGUCAUCAUCCAACCCUUAUCCUGCGACCCAGGAGUGGAGGAUGACCAGAGUCCCGUUCGGAGCAUCGUCCAGCCCCUUCCUACUCGCGGCAACUCUGCACCAUCACUUCGGCGCGGUCGCUUCGCGAUACCCAGCCACCGCAGCUCGCCUCCGCACCAGCUUCUAUGUUGACGACCUAGUAAUUGGCUGCGACGACGUGCAAGAUGCCGAGACGAUAUAUGCCGAGACCAGAGCUGUCCUGCGGGACGCAGGGAUGGAAAUCCGAAAAUGGGCAGCGAACUCCACCGCACUUCGACAGAAAUUUCUCGCAGACGAAACUGCCUACGAUAACGUCGGUUGUACAAACCCAGUGCUUCGUACCUUAGGUGUACCAUGGGACAGACAGGCGGACGUCAUCCUAGCACCAGUCACCGCGGUUCACGAAUUCGCGCAGAAAAAUGAGCCCACGAAGCGCACGGUGCUCAGGACCUUUUCUUGA